Molecule: messenger RNA, 7945 nt
Organism: Gadus morhua (Atlantic cod)
Lineage: Eukaryota; Metazoa; Chordata; Actinopteri; Gadiformes; Gadidae
Gene: numa1
Product: nuclear mitotic apparatus protein 1
Exons: 24
Coding region: 141-7496 (2451 amino acids)
Biological process (GO): establishment of mitotic spindle orientation
Cellular component (GO): centrosome; spindle pole; spindle microtubule
Molecular function (GO): microtubule binding
Source: RefSeq, a predicted model, not a curated record
UUUAUUCAAUGCCUUCAACACUUUUAAAUUUUGUUUAGGCGUACAAGGUUUCACCGGUCAUUUUAACACACGAACAUCUCCGAGGUGUCCGAGGCAUCCAGAACACACCAUAAGGUUGAACACGUCCCCAAUCAGCCAAAAUGGCUAACGUGGGAGUGGAAGCCCUGUUAACCUGGUUGAACAACCUAGAGUUGACGGAUCAGCCUCUCCAUAUCGAGGAUUUGAAAGAUGGGACUUACUUGUUAAAAGUAAUCAAUACAUUAAAAAAUGAACGGGGCCUAUCCUUGGACCUUUCAGUGGAGGAACGGUUUAACCAAAUUGCCCGCUUCUUGGAGGGAGACUGCAGGUUACGUGCUGGCACAGGAGCUACUCUUUCAAGGCACAUUGCAAAUGGCAAUAACCUGACAGUAGAAAUAUCAAAGGUGCUUUUAUUGCUGGUGUACUAUGACAUGAUGAACAACCGCAGUACUCUUAACAAGAUGGAGUUGAAGGUGGAGGGUGAGAUUGCAAGCCUCACAGAGCGCUUUGUUCUGGUAACAGAUGACUAUGUCUACCUGAGCAAUGGGCUUGAGGCCUAUCUGGGGAGAAAAUACUCUUCUUCCCCCUCAACCCAAUCGUCCAGCUCCUUGAUAUGUGAUGACUCCCCUGUAUUCCAUCGCUCCCAGAAAGUCAAGUUUGUUGAUCUGCACACUGUGGCCACCCCGGCCGCCAGCAGCAGGUCUCCCCUGCAAGAAGUCAUGAACACGCCUCGUUUCAAAUUGAGGAAGAUGCAGACACAGAUGAUCCAUGAGCGGGAAUACAAGGAUGGCUUGACGAGGGAGUUGAGCAGCUUGAUGACCCAGAUCGCACAGAAAGAAACCGAAAUCAGCCAGUUAAAGUAUCAACUGGACAAGAUAAAGGAAAAUCAAAAUGUGCAAGACCAAGUGGUCAGCGACCAAAUAAAUGAACUGGAAACCAAAAACGAAUCGUUGCAAAGACGUCUUCAUGAGUUGGCAAAGCAAAGCCAUGAUUUGAAGUCCGACACCAUCCAUAUGGAACGUAAAGUAGACCAGCUUACAGAAGAGAAUGGAAAUCUCUCUGUCCAGGUGCGAGAGAUGCGUUUAAAACUGGCAACCUGUGAGGCUGAAUUGGAGGGGCUGUUAGAGAACCAGGCUACUGUUGAGAAGGAGCUGCAGAGCAAAAACUGCCACCUACAGGCCGAACUGAGCCAAGCCACUGCCCAAAAGGACUUCCAGUAUGAGCAAAUUGAGAUCCUUCAAGGCAAGAUCUCGUCUCUGGAGGAGGAGCUGAGCCGAAUCAGACAAGAAGAAAAAGGAGAGAACAUGGGGCCAGUCAUGCAGAGGGCAGAACUGGAGAAUGAAAUCACAGAUCUAAAAGAUCAGUUGGAGAUUACAACAGGCUCUCUUAGAGAGGCUAAACAGGUGGUUCAGGCUAAAGAAGUCAUGCUAGCACAAUAUCAAGAGGACAUCACUCUGCAUAAAGAGCUUCUUAAGCAGCAGAUGGCAAAAAGUGAAAAAGAGAUGCAAGAUAAACAGGUACUUCUUGACCAAACGCAGAAGGAAAUUGCUGACCAAAGACACAUUCUACAACAGGAAAAGUACAUUCUCCAGCUUCAAGUUGAUAGUAUAGGUGCCCUACUUAAGGAGAGCGAAGAAGAUGCUAAACUCAAAGAAGAGCAGAUGCUACAGGAAAACACAAGACAUGACACGGCUCUUGAACAGCAGAAGACAUUUUACCAGGAUGAGAUGGGCCGACUGAAGGGGGAGAUCCAACAAAAACAGGAGUUGAUAGAAUUACUGAAGGUCCGAGCUGAAAAGGUAGAACUGCUAAAUCAGGAGAUUCAGACAUUGAGGAACGAGGUGGAGACGCUAACCUCCUCGCUAAAGAAAGCAGAGGUGUAUUUGCAGACUCGGGAAGACCUGUUGGCAAAACAACAACUUGACAGCCUGAAGAUCCAAGAGACUCUGCAAAAUAAGAUAACAAUGUUUCAGGAAGAAGUACAUGGUUUGUGGGUCGAAGAAGUUGCUCUUCAGGCAGACGUUAAAUUGGCUAAGGAGACUAUUCAGGCCAAAGAAGACAUGUUAGCUAACUUGCAAAUGGAGAGCUCUCAACAAACAGACAUUCUUAACGGAAAAAUGCAUGGUUUGGAGGGCCAACUAAAAACCAUAACCACUACUCUAAGUAAUGCCAAACAGGAUCUUAAAACUCAACAAGACAUGUGCAAUCUGCACCAACAAGAGCAUGCACAUCAACUGGAAGAACUGCAAAAACAGAUGUUUGCCUCUGAAGAGGAAAUUGAGAGAUUAGUUCAGGAGAUCAUCCAAAAAGAGCAACAGAUGACCGAGGUAAAGAAGGAGACCUCAGCGCAUUCCGAAGAGUUGCAGCAGGAGAUCAACAGUCUGAUGAGUCAAGUGACCGGUGUGACUGACUCUCUAAGGAAGGCUGAAGAGAAGUUACAGGAUCGGGAGACUCUGCUCACCCAGCAAGAGCAGGAGAGUGCUCAUCAGAAAGAUCUCCUUCAGAAACAAGUGUCUGCCUGUGAGGAGGAGUUAGAGAAGAUGAAACGGGAGAUUAAAACCAAAGAGGAACAGCUAACCUUACUUGGGCGAAAUGGCUCUGAGCAAUCUGCCUUACUACAGGAGCAGAUCCAAGGUUUAAAUAGCCAAGUGGCGAGCCUGUCCUCCUCACUGAAGCAGACUGAGGAGGAGGUUCUAGGUCAGAAGCAUCAGUUGAGUAAGCAGGAGCUGGAAAGCACUCAACAGAUGGAGGCACUUCAACGGCUGAACCUUGUAUCUGAGGAAAACAUCAGACUGCUGAAAGAAGAGAUCCAAACAAAGGAGACACUUCUUAAUGAGAUUAGGACAGAGAGCUCCAAGCAAUCAGACAACCUGGCCAAUCAGAUACAACAUCUAACUCUUGAGAUGGACAACAAUAAAGAAUCUCUUAAAAUGGCGUCAGAGGAGGUUGAAGCCAAGGAAGACGUGCUAACAAACCUGAGGCAGGAGAGGGAUCAACUUAAAACAACGAUGGAGGUCUGUGAAGAGGAGAAGGCUCUACUCAAGCAGGAAAUCCUUCUGAAAGAGCAACAGCUGACGGAGGUGAAGAAGGAGACCUCCGCAAAUUCUGAAGAGUUGCAGCAGGAGAUCAACAGUCUGAUGAGUCAAGUGACCGAUGUGACUGACUCUCUCAGGAAGGCUGAAGAGAAGUUACAGGAUCGGGAGACUCUGCUCACCCAGCAAGAGCAGGAGAGUGCUCGUCAGAAAGAGCUUCUAAGGAAGCAAGUUUCUGCCUGCGAGGAGGAGGUUGAGAAGAUGAAACGGGAGAUCAAAAUAAAAGAGGAACAGUUAACCUUACUCGGGCUAAAUGGCUCUGAGCAAUCUGCAUUGCUACAGCAGCAGAUCCAAGGUUUAAAUUGCCAAGUGGAGAGCCUCUCCUCCUCACUGAAGCAGACUGAGGAGGAGGUUCUAGGUCAGAAACAUCAGUUGAGUAAGCAGGAGCUGGAAAGCACUCAACAGAUGGAGGCACUUCAACGGCUGAACCUUGUAUCUGAGGAAAACAUCAGACUGCUGAAAGAAGAGAUCCAAACAAAGGAGACACUUCUUAAUGAGAUUAGGACCGAGAGCUCCAAGCAAUCAGUGAACCUUGCCAAUCAGAUACAACAUCUAACUCUUGAGAUGGACAACACUAAAGAAUCUCUUAAAAUGGCGUCAGAGGAGGUUGAAGCCAAGGAAGACAUGCUAACAAACCUGAGGCAGGAGAGGGAUCAACUUAAAACAACGAUGGAGGUCUGUGAAGAGGAGAAGGCGCUACUCAAGCAGGAAAUCCUUCUGAAAGAGCAACAGCUGACUGAGGUGAAGAAGGAGACCUCCGCAAAUUCUGAAGAGUUUCAGCAGGAGAUCAACAGUCUGAUGAGUCAAGUGACCGGUGUGACCGACUCUCUCAGAAAGGCUGAAGAAAAGUUACAGGAUCGUGAGACUCUGCUCACCCAGCAAGAGCAGGAGGGUGCUCAUCAGAAAGAUCUCCUUCAGAAACAAGUGUCUGCUUCUGAGGUUGAGGUUGAGAUGUUGAAACAGGAGAUCAAAACAAAAGAGGAACAGUUAACCUUACUCGGGCUAAAUGGCUCUGAGCAAUCUGCAUUGCUACAGCAGCAGAUCCAAGGUUUAAAUAGCCAAGUGGAGAGCCUCUCCUCCUCACUGAAGCAGACUGAGGAUGAGGUGUUAGGUCAGAAACAUCAGUUGAGUAAGCAGGAGCUAGAAAGCACUCAACAGAUGGAUGCAUUUCAGCGGCUGAACCUUGUAUCUGAGGAAAACAUCAGACUGCAGAAGGAAGAGAUCCAAACAAAGGAGACACUUCUUAAUCAACUUAGUACAGAGAGCUCAAAGCAAUCAGAGAACCUUGCCAAUCAGAUACAACAUCUAACUCUUGAGAUGGACAACACUAAAGAAUCUCUUAAAAUGGCGUCAGAGGAGGUUGAAGCCAAGGAAGACAUGCUAACAAACCUGAGGCAGGAGAGGGAUCAACUUAAAACAACGAUGGAGGUCUGUGAAGAGGAGAAGGCUCUACUCAAGCAGGAAAUCCUUCUGAAAGAGCAACAGCUGACUGAGGUGAAGAAGGAAACCUCCGCAAAUUCUGAAGAGUUGCAGCAGGAGAUCAACAGUCUGAUGAGUCAAGUGACCGGUGUGACCGACUCUCUCAGGAAGGCUGAAGAAAAGUUACAGGAUCGUGAGACUCUGCUCACCCAGCAAGAGCAGGAGAGUGCUCAUCAGAAAGAGCUUCUAAGGAAGCAAGUUUCUGCCUGCAAGGAGGAGGUUGAGAAGAUGAAGCAGGAGAUUAAAACCAAAGAGGAACAGUUAACCUUACUCGGGCUAAAUGGCUCUGAGCAAUCUGCAUUGCUACAGCAGCAGAUCCAAGGUUUAAAUAGCCAAGUGGAGAGCCUGUCCUCCUCACUGAAGCAGACUGAGGAGGAGGUUCUAGGUCAGAAACAUCAGUUGAGUAAGCAGGAGCUGGAAAGCACUCAACAGAUGGAGGCACUUCAACGGCUGAACCUUGUAUCUGAGGAAAACAUCAGACUGCUGAAAGAAGAGAUCCAAACAAAGGAGACGCUUCUUAAUGAGAUUAGGACCGAGAGUUCCAAUCAAUCAGAGAACCUGGCCAAUGAGAUACAACAUCUAACUCUUGAGAUGGACAACACUAAAGAAUCUCUUAAAAUGGCGUCGGAGGAGGUUGAAGCCAAGGAAGACGUGCUAACAAACCUGAGGCAGGAGAGGGAUCAACUUAAAACAGCGAUGGAGGUCUGUGAAGAGGAAAAGGCUCUACUCAAGCAGGAAAUCCUUCUGAAAGAGCAACAGGUGACUGAGGUGAAGAAGGAGACCUCCACAAAUUCUGAAGAGUUGCAGCAGGAGAUCAACAGUCUGAUGAGUCAAGUGACCGGUGUGACCAACUCUCUCAGAAAGGCUCAAGAAAAGUUACAAGAUCGGGAAACUCUGCUCACCCAGCAAGAGCAAGAGAGUGCUCAUCAGAAAGAUCUCCUUCAGAAACAAGUGUCUGCUUCUGAGGUCGAGGUUGAGAUGUUGAAACAGGAGAUCAAAUUGAAAGAGGAACAGCUAACCUUACUUGGGCAAAAUGGCUCAGAGCAAACUGCUUUUCUACAACAGAAGAUCGAAGUUUUAACUAACCAAGUUGAUAGUCACUCCUUCUCAAUGAAAGAGGCAGAGAAGGACAUUCAAACGGCAAGUGAUGCGGCAAAACACUACAAAACUCAGAUGGAGAAUGCCAUGAAUCACUACAAAGCAAAAAAGCAGCUUCUCCAGGAGAGUCAGGAGCAGGUGGCAGAAAUGCAGCGCUCCUUGGAUGUUAAAGAGAAAAUUGGCACCGAGUUUAAGCUGCUCCAGCUCGACUUCGAAACCGUCAAAUCAAAUGAGAAGAAUCUCUUAAGCCGAGUCACCAGUUUGGAAGCACAGCUGGCUUUUGCCGACGGCCAACUGCGGGAGCAUAACAAGAUGCGGAGGGACGGAGGAAGGCUCCAGGACUCUUACUUCACAGAAACUGAGGAAAACUGGAAGAUCCAGACUCGUGAGCUAAAGGAGAACCACGACAGCUUUGACAGCCAGGGAGACGACACUCUGGAGGACUCUCUGAGCACCACAAGGAGACCCUCCGCUCCGGGGGAGUCCAGCACUCCGAUGGUUAGAAGCUCGGAGCGCCUCGCUGGCAAGCGGCGUUCCCUGAGCGCUGAUUCUCUGGAAAGCCUUUACUUCACACCCAUGAACAACAAGCAGACAAACAGGACAAAGCGCCAUAUGGACAGCAGCCUGACAUCCUUGGCUGAGCUCCCAGAUUCCACCCUAAAGAACCUGUCCUCCUCGGUCAAACGUCGCCGGACAACCCAGGUUAUCAACAUCACGAUGAGCAAGAAAACGCCCAGACGUGGAGGGUCUGACCACGACCACCACGGUGAGGACGAAGACACCUUCUACAGCCUGGCCUCCGCACGCUCCCACCCCAAUCUCUCCAACAGCCACGCAGCCAGGCCUGUCUCCAUGGAGCUGUCCGGCAAGACGGCCGCCAGCAGUGACCAGCUGAUGAGCCUGCCCGGCUACAGGCGGAGCACCAGCAGCAACACUGCGCCGACACGCAGCACAAGUACAUUCUGUGUGGGUGCUGAGAACGAGCCUGAAAACGGGCCAGAUGAUUGGAUGAGGAUCGCUGAGCUCCAGUCCAGGAACAAGGCCUGCCUUCCCCACCUCAAGAGCAGCUACCCGCUAGAAUCCAGGCCAAGCAUUGGACCUGAGUUCGUCAUCACGGACGACGACCUGCGCAUGGGCGACCCCACCGACACCAUCCGCCGGGCCACCUUGAUGCCCGGCCAGAUGCUGGACUCCCUCUCCUCCCACCGCCUGUCCUACAUGGUGGGGCAGACGGACACCGCUGGCACUCGUGCCCACCGCCACUCCCUGUUGCCGGGCCAGCUCCCAGCACGCACCCACUCCUCCUCACUGCAAAAUUACCCGCUCUCUCCCGAGGCGAAGGCCAGCUGCUUCCCCCGCCCUCUUACUCCAAAAUACAAAAACAGCCACAUGACCUCCUCAAGCACCCAAAUACGCACGGCCCUCAGCCCGGUCCAAAGGAGGGAGUCCACGGUGUUCACCAUCGAAAACACCCCGAAGAAGAACAGCUAUCUCCAGAAGGGGUUGAACAGACUACGCAGCUCCACGCGCAAGUCCCCCGGCAAGGGGCCGAAGACGUCCCCCGCCCAGCGAGCCUCUGGUCGGUCCCCUGGUAACCGCGCGGCCGAAGUUGGAGUUGCCGUGGCAAGACGGGGCAACACCAGGGCAUUGCCUCAGGGGGCGGCGGUGGCGGCCAAAGGUCAGAGGAGGUCCCCGCGCACCAGUGCCAAAAGCACGGCCAAGUCCCCGCGCACCAGUGCCAAAAGCACGACCAAUUCCCAGUUACUGACCUCCAGUGCCCGCAAGAUGAUGAGCAGAAUGAAGGUCUGAAGAAGUAUCUGGAACAAUCUUUUUUGUAUUCUACUCAAAUGAUGGAAUUGCUAUAACUUGUACAUUUACAGCAAAUUUUUCUUUUCAUUUUAUCCAAAUCAAUCUGUUGUCUAUCAAUCUGUUUUUCUGUCAACAAUGUGGUGGAUUUCACAGAGUUGUGAUAUUCUUCAGGGAUUCUAGUAUCUGCUUGCAUUGGAUUCUCUCUGUAUUAUAUUUACAUGUUUGUUGGUGAUCAUUUAGUUGGAAUUUCGGUUUUUUGAUAAUCCAAAUAUUUUGCAUACAAAUAUGCCAAUGGGUGGCAAUCUUUUUUUAUAAUUUCAUUUUUUACAUAAACAAAUGUUCCUCUGUAGCAUAGUUUUAAAUUUCACAUUUUUAAAUUCUAAAAUAAAGCCUCAUAUGGAAUCAGAUCAUUUGUAUUGUUAAAUUGUACAUUAAAUGAUUGACAGAUA